Micromonas pusilla CCMP1545 is the source of this 321-nucleotide messenger RNA. RefSeq lists its product as uncharacterized. The record is from RefSeq and is a predicted model, not a curated record. Lineage: Eukaryota; Viridiplantae; Chlorophyta; Mamiellophyceae; Mamiellales; Mamiellaceae. The transcript has a single exon. The coding region runs from base 1 to 321 and encodes 106 amino acids.
AUGCCGCGGCAUAUCGCGCACUUCCACAGCGUCGUCGAGCUCGACGCGAGCGCGGGGAACGGCGUCGUCGGCGACGCGCGCGGCGUUGCCCCGGUCGUCGUGGCGUGCGCUUCCCCCGACUCCCUCGCCCCCAACCAGUACCGGCGCGGCGUCGCCGCGGCGUUCGCGUCGUGCCACGUCGUGAACGGCAUGCGCCGCGUCUUCGGCGUCGUCCGCGCCGCGGCCGUCGGGAGUGCGCGGCGGCCGUCGGGAGUGUGCGGCGGCGGCGGCGGCGACGACGACGCGCGAGGCCGAAUCCGAAAACCGACCGAAGCUUAUUAG